Molecule: messenger RNA, 2918 nt
Organism: Rhopalosiphum padi (bird cherry-oat aphid)
Lineage: Eukaryota; Metazoa; Arthropoda; Insecta; Hemiptera; Aphididae
Product: peroxidase-like
Exons: 12
Coding region: 1117-2781 (554 amino acids)
Biological process (GO): response to oxidative stress
Molecular function (GO): peroxidase activity; heme binding
Source: RefSeq, a predicted model, not a curated record
AAAUGUUAAUGAAUAUAUACAUAUAAAUAUACAAUACAUAUUAUAAUUAAUAAUAAAGAACCAAAUUAUUUGUCAAAGUUAUGGUACGUAGAUUUGAUACAUUUAUACCGUGUUAGCCAAAAAUAUGUAAUUUUAAAUUUAUUUAUUUAUUGUAAUUUCAAUACUGAGUAUCUUUCGCCCUUUUAAAAAAAUUGUACUAUUCAUUUUAACAUAAAUUUCGGUUUGGACUUCAUUAUGAAUAAUAUUUAAUCCUGACAUGAUAGACGGAAAUUUUGUAUUGAAAUUGUUGAAGGCCGUCUCAUGCCUAAUAUAAGAGGUUCUAAGGAACCCAGAAAAAAGCUAACGGUCUCAGUUAUCCACGCGAUACUUCUAUAUGGAGCUUCCUCGUUGGCGCAAACUAUGGACCAUGCUCUCGGAAACGCUGGCAUCCUAAACAGAGUCCACAGCACAGCAUCGGAAGUGGCAACAAAUAUCCUGAAAGGAACCUCUACUUCGACUAUUAAGUAUCACCUAAAAAAGAAGCAGCAGCGAGAAAACCAUUCUCCUUGAUACGAAAUCAUGACUAGGUGGAUAAACGUAAUUGCGGAAAUAACAACAGGUAGCUGGACCAGAACUCUGGCCAAAGACGGGGAAUAGCAUAAGUCUAACCGCCCACACGGAAACUUAGAGUUCCGUCUAAUGUAGCAUAUCUUUGCCAUGGCUAUCUCGGCUACUGCCUACACAAAACCAAGAAGGAGGCCAUCACCUAUUGUUACCACUGUGACCAACAUAGGCGACGAAAAUCACACCUUGAUAGAGUGCCUGGAUUGAGAGGCAGAAGGCAAGUGAUAUGAUAGCUUUUCGGACACAUAGGUCAGGUUGAAGACAUAGUACCAUUUAUGCUGCAGAAUGUUGAUAACUGGCAGACAAUGACGCACUACGCGAAAAAAGUCAUGUCCACAAAGGAAGAAGCCGAACGCGAGCGGGAGAAUAGAGGUUGAAAUCGAUAAUGACCUUGUUGUUUAUUGCGGAGACGGUCCUGAUUCAAAUAACAUAUACUAUGACAAGUGUGCACCCGAAGUGACCUGCACAGAAAAUGCUAUUUACAGGACAGCAAAUGGCACAUGCAAUAACUUAAUGAACCCGUUGUGGGGGUCGUCCGUAACUCCAUAUAUCAGACUUUGCGACGCUGAUUAUAACGAUGGUGAUCAUGAAGUUCGAAAACAAGUUGACGGAUCGCUGUUGCCCAGACCACGAAAAGUACAAUUGUUAUUAUUUUUUGAACCUCGUGAUUUACCAGACUCAAACAAUUUUCAUCUAAGUCAAUAUGGUCAAUGGAUCACUCAUGACAUCAGUCUCCUGCCACCAGAUUUUUCAGGACCACCAAUAUGUUGUGACAUUCCAUUUAAGGAGAUAAACAACAGUAGUCCAUAUCAAUGUCAAUUAGUUAUUGAGGUACCUCUGAAUGACCCAGUUCAUGGUGGUAAUCAAAGAUGUAUGGAAUUUAGACGUGCAAUGACUGCUGCCAAUAAUUUCAACUGUUCAAUAACUCCUCAAAUUCCAAUGAAUCAGGCGACAUCGUUCAUUGAUUCUUCACAAUUGUACGGACACCAAUCAGAUAAGGCGGAUUCGAUUAGAACGUUUAAUGGUGGGAAAUUGAUAACAGACAUCGUAGAUGAAAAUCAGUUUUGUCCUCUAAGAAACCGUGAAGGAUCAUUACUAUGCGAUGGGCGGGCUAACGUCGGUUAUUGUUUUGAAGCCGGAGACCCAAGAAUAAAUCAACACUUUGGGAUUACAUCGUAUACUAUUAUGUUUACCCGGUUUCAUAAUGUUGUGGCUGAUUUGUUACAAAACAUAAAUCCUCAAUGGACUGAUGAAGUGUUAUAUCAAGAAACUCGAAAAUUCAUUGGUGCACUAAACCAGAUAAUUACUUAUCGGGAUUACUUGCCUAUUUUACUUGGUGAAUCAUACACAAACAGCGUUGGCUUAAAUCUUUCAAAUUUUAAAAGGACAAAGUAUAAUCCCUUACUCAUGCCGCAAUUGUCUAUAGAAUUUGCAGCUGGUGCUUUCCGAGUGCCUCAUAAUACUGUGGCUUCUAUAUAUAAUUACAUGAACAAAAACUAUGAUGUAGUAGAUACAGCCAAACUUAACGAAUGGAUGUCCAUACCUGACCCCUUAUUAAAGGGCUCAAAUCUUGACGAUAUAGUCAGAGGCAUGACGAUAACACCGGGUCGUUAUUAUUCCCCGUCGUAUAACUAUCUAAUAUCAAAUUUCAUGUUCAAUGGUCAAAUCACUGGAAAUCAAGAUUUGCUGUCAGUGGACAUUCAAAGAGGGCGCGAUGUCGGCCUAAAGUCUUAUACUAAAAUGAGAGAAUGGUGUGGUUUAUCAAAAAUAAAUUCAUUUGAUGAUUUACUAAGUUUUUUAACCUUUGAUGACGUCGAAACACUCAAAGGCCUGUACGCGACUGUGGAUGACAUUGAUCUACUCGUGGGAGCUUUACUCGAACCACCAGUCGAUGGUGGAACGGUUGGUCAAACUGCACAGUGCCUCUUAGCUGAUGUAUUUUAUCGUAUUAGAUACGGCGAUCGUUUCUUUGUUGAUGUGAGCGGACAACCGGGAAGUUUUUCAAUAGAUAAACUAAGAACUUUGAGAAACCUCGACCUGGGUCAUGUAAUAUGUGCCACAACUAAAUUAGAUGAAGUGCCGAUUGAUAUUUUUCAGCCAUCAAUAUAUUCACAAAUGGUGAAAUGCAGCGAUCAUUUGUUGAGUUUGGAUCUUAGUGCUUGGAAAGAACCAUCAUAAUUCGACGAAUAUAUUAUAUCGAUCAUAAUACUGGCCAUUAUAAUACUCGGUAUACGCGAGACGUUAAUUGUAUACGAAUCAGCUGUACGUUUUCAUUUAAAAUUAUAAAUAAAUGCAAUAAAUACUGACAUGCGAAA